Eruca vesicaria subsp. sativa (arugula) is the source of this 1038-nucleotide messenger RNA. Lineage: Eukaryota; Viridiplantae; Streptophyta; Magnoliopsida; Brassicales; Brassicaceae. The record is from the annotation of a GenBank genome assembly.
AUGCCUCUCUGCAAUGACUCCUCCCGCAAGCUUGCCUUGGCCGUUGCUCUCCUCUUUGUUGGCGUCCUAUAUAUCAUCUUCUCCACACGUUCGAUUUCCGUUCCUGUCUCCAAUCUCUUACACAAUAUCAACACUCCUCAGCCAGUGAAAAAGAUAGAGCUUCCACUGGACGAGCUUGAGGCAGUGUUGGAGAGUGCGGCUGCAGGAAACAACAAUACGGUGAUAAUAGCUCUUGUGAACAGAGCGUAUGUGGAGGAUGUUGGAGGAGGGAAGGCGAUGCUGGAUCUGUUCCUGGAAAGUUUCUGGGAAGGAGAAGGAACUAUGCCGCUUCUAGAACAUCUGCUGCUGGUGGCAACAGAUCAGACAGCCUAUGAUCGCUGCCGCUUCAGGAGGCUCCAUUGCUACAAGAUGGAUACUACAGGUGCUGACCUAGAGGGAGAGAAAGUAUUCAUGUCAACUGAUUUCAUUGAGAUGAUGUGGCGGAGGACUCACUUUCUCCUCGACGUCCUCCACCGCGGCUACCAUCUUCUUUUCACGGACACGGACGUGUUGUGGCUAAGGAACCCCUUCUCCCGGCUAAGCAACAAUGGGAGCUUGGAUAUGCAGAUAAGCGUCGACCAAAACAACGUGGAAGCUGUACAGUCGAUCAACACCGGAUUCUACCACGUCCGCUCCAACAACAAGACCAUCUCCCUCUUCCAUAAAUGGUACGACAUGAGGCUCAACUCGUCCGGCAUGAAGGAACAAGACGUCCUCCAGAAGCUCCUCGACUCGGGUUUAUUCAAUCAACUCGGCCUCAACGUUGGCUUCCUCAACACCAGCGAAUUCAGCGGCUUCUGCCAAGACAGCCCUGACAUGGGAGCCGUCACCACGGUACAUGCCAACUGCUGCCGCCACAUUCCCCCCAAGGUCUUUGAUCUCACUCUUGUUCUUACUGACUGGAAAAGCUACAAGGCCUCCCAUGUUAAUAACAAGUGGAGCCCUCAUGAUAAAUGUGGGGGUUCAUGGAAAGACAACCAUUAUGUCCCCAAGCCAUGA